Messenger RNA from Dama dama (fallow deer), 2983 nucleotides. It is a transcript of the gene GRM8, whose product is annotated as glutamate metabotropic receptor 8. Gene Ontology annotation, molecular function: group III metabotropic glutamate receptor activity. Lineage: Eukaryota; Metazoa; Chordata; Mammalia; Artiodactyla; Cervidae. Gene Ontology annotation, cellular component: membrane. The record is from RefSeq and is a predicted model, not a curated record. The coding region runs from base 54 to 2780 and encodes 908 amino acids. Gene Ontology annotation, biological process: regulation of synaptic transmission, glutamatergic; G protein-coupled glutamate receptor signaling pathway. The transcript has 10 exons.
CUGUGGCAAGAAUAAACUUUGGGUAUUGGAUUGCAACACCGCCCGUGGAGAAAAUGGUAUGCGAGGGAAAGCGAUCAGCCUCUUGCCCUUGUUUCUUUCUCCUGACGGCCAAGUUCUACUGGAUCCUCACGAUGAUGCAAAGAACUCACAGCCAAGAGUAUGCCCAUUCUAUCCGAGUGGAUGGGGACAUCAUUUUGGGAGGUCUCUUUCCUGUCCAUGCAAAGGGAGAGAGAGGGGUGCCUUGUGGGGAGCUGAAGAAAGAGAAGGGGAUCCACAGAUUGGAGGCCAUGCUUUAUGCAAUUGACCAGAUUAAUAAGGACCCUGAUCUCCUCUCCAAUAUCACUCUGGGUGUCCGGAUCCUUGACACCUGCUCCAGGGACACCUAUGCUUUGGAGCAGUCCCUAACGUUUGUGCAGGCUUUGAUAGAGAAGGAUGCUUCCGAUGUGAAAUGUGCUAAUGGAGAUCCGCCCAUUUUCACCAAGCCUGACAAGAUUUCUGGUGUUAUCGGUGCUGCCGCGAGCUCCGUGUCCAUCAUGGUGGCUAACAUUUUAAGACUUUUUAAGAUACCUCAAAUCAGCUAUGCAUCCACCGCCCCAGAGCUAAGUGAUAACACCAGGUAUGACUUCUUCUCUCGGGUGGUCCCUCCUGACUCCUACCAAGCGCAGGCCAUGGUGGACAUCGUCACGGCCCUGGGGUGGAAUUAUGUGUCGACACUGGCUUCUGAGGGUAACUACGGAGAGAGUGGUGUGGAGGCCUUCACUCAGAUCUCGAGGGAGAUCGGUGGUGUUUGCAUUGCUCAAUCACAGAAAAUUCCGCGUGAACCAAGACCUGGAGAAUUUGAAAAAAUUAUCAAGCGCCUGCUAGAAACACCUAAUGCUCGGGCAGUGAUUAUGUUUGCUAAUGAAGAUGACAUCAGGAGGAUAUUGGAAGCAGCAAAAAAAUUAAACCAAAGUGGGCAUUUUCUCUGGAUUGGCUCCGAUAGUUGGGGAUCCAAAAUAGCACCCGUUUAUCAGCAGGAGGAGAUUGCAGAAGGGGCUGUGACAAUUUUACCCAAAAGAGCAUCAAUUGAUGGGUUUGAUCGAUACUUUAGAAGCCGAACUCUUGCCAAUAAUCGAAGAAAUGUAUGGUUUGCAGAAUUCUGGGAGGAGAAUUUUGGAUGCAAGUUAGGAUCACAUGGAAAAAGAAACAGUCAUAUAAAGAAAUGUACAGGGCUGGAGCGAAUUGCACGGGAUUCAUCUUAUGAACAGGAGGGAAAGGUCCAAUUUGUAAUUGAUGCUGUGUAUUCCAUGGCUUAUGCCCUGCACAAUAUGCACAAAGAUGUCUGCCCUGGAUACAUUGGCAUUUGCCCACGAAUGAGUACCAUUGAUGGGAAAGAACUACUCGGUUAUAUUCGGGCUGUAAAUUUUAAUGGUAGUGCUGGGACACCAGUCACUUUUAAUGAAAACGGAGAUGCUCCUGGUCGUUAUGACAUCUUCCAGUACCAAAUAACCAACAAAAGUACAGAAUACAAAAUCAUUGGGCACUGGACCAAUCAGCUUCAUCUAAAAGUGGAAGACAUGCAGUGGGCCAAUAGAGAGCACACUCACCCCGCGUCGGUCUGCAGCCUGCCGUGUAAGCCCGGCGAGAGGAAGAAGACGGUGAAAGGAGUCCCUUGCUGCUGGCACUGCGAGCGCUGCGAAGGUUACAACUACCAGGUAGACGAGCUGUCCUGUGAACUCUGUCCUUUGGAUCAGAGACCCAACGUCAACCGCACAGGCUGCCAGCUUAUCCCCAUCAUCAAACUCGAGUGGCAUUCUCCCUGGGCGGUGGUGCCUGUGUUCGUUGCCAUCUUGGGAAUCAUCGCCACCACCUUUGUGAUCGUGACCUUUGUCCGCUAUAACGACACGCCUAUCGUGAGGGCUUCGGGCCGCGAACUCAGUUACGUGCUCCUCACGGGGAUUUUUCUCUGUUAUUCAAUCACCUUUUUGAUGAUUGCAGCCCCAGAUACCAUCAUCUGCUCCUUCCGGCGGGUCUUCCUAGGACUCGGCAUGUGUUUCAGCUAUGCAGCCCUCCUGACCAAAACAAACCGAAUCCACCGAAUAUUUGAGCAGGGGAAGAAAUCUGUCACAGCGCCCAAGUUUAUCAGUCCUGCCUCCCAGCUGGUGAUCACCUUCAGCCUGAUCUCCAUCCAGCUCCUGGGAGUGUGUGUCUGGUUUGUUGUGGACCCACCACACAUUAUCAUAGACUAUGGAGAACAGAGGACUCUAGAUCCGGAGAACGCCAGGGGAGUGCUCAAGUGUGACAUCUCUGAUCUCUCGCUCAUUUGUUCACUGGGGUACAGUAUUCUCUUGAUGGUUACUUGUACUGUCUAUGCCAUUAAAACAAGAGGAGUUCCAGAGACUUUCAAUGAAGCCAAACCUAUUGGAUUUACCAUGUAUACCACCUGCAUCAUUUGGUUAGCUUUCAUCCCCAUCUUUUUUGGUACAGCCCAGUCAGCAGAAAAGAUGUACAUCCAGACAACAACACUCACUGUCUCCAUGAGUUUAAGUGCUUCGGUGUCUCUGGGCAUGCUGUAUAUGCCCAAGGUUUAUAUUAUAAUUUUUCAUCCAGAGCAGAACGUUCAAAAACGCAAGAGGAGCUUCAAGGCUGUGGUGACCGCUGCCACCAUGCAAAGCAAACUGAUCCAAAAAGGCAAUGACAGACCAAAUGGCGAGGUGAAAAGCGAACUCUGUGAGAGUCUUGAAACCAACACUUCCUCCACCAAGACGACAUAUAUCAGCUACAGCAAUCACUCAAUCUGAAACAGGGAAAUGAUACAAUAUGAAGAAAUGUGGUAUGCGAUCUUAAACAAUGAACGUGACACCACCAACACUCACUCCUGGAGAUCUCUGUAGACUACAAUCAAUCAAAUCAAUAGUCAAUCUUGUAAGGAACAAAAAGUAGCCACAAGCCAAAAGUAUUAAUAAUAGGGAGUGAAGAAACCCGUUUUAUACAAUGCAACCAA